Symbiodinium pilosum is the source of this 2838-nucleotide messenger RNA. The record is from the annotation of a GenBank genome assembly. NCBI's taxonomy places the organism in Eukaryota, Dinophyceae, Suessiales, Symbiodiniaceae.
AUGACAUUUCUCAGAUGUCUGACGCUGGCUCUGCCAGCAUACAUAGCACGUGCUGCGCGCGCAGCGGUGGAGGAAGGGGCCAUAGCGCAAGAUGCAAAAGAGCAAUACAGUGAAGAUGCUCAAGGCUUCUAUGACCACUGCCGGAGCAUUGCAGAAGCCGAGUGUCUGACCACGGAUGGCUGUGUCUGGAAGCAGCGACGGUUUGGUCGAUCCAGCUGUAGCUCAACCUGCAUGGACCACAACGAGUCAACAUGCCCGGGCAUAACCUGUCGUUGGGCGACAAAUCUCCGUUUCAGCUCUGACAAAUGCAUUCCUCGCCAAGACUCGGAGGCGUGUGCAGUUUACUUCCCGAAGGGGAAGCGAGAGUGCAUGGUGCAUGAUUGCAGAUGGCAGCGCUCUGAGAACAGCACAGCUGGGGCAUACAAGACUUGCGUACCUAAAUGUCAGCGCUACCCUGCCGCUGAAUGCCCGAGGCCCGAGUGUAUGCUAUCGGGUGGAUCUUGCCUUGCCAAGGUGCCCCACUCUCUGCCCUCUGACGUGCAGGUUACAACGUUCCGUGACUGCAAAGGAUUGGCCAAAGCCGCGUGCGCUGGUUUAGGAGACUGUGCCUGGGAGCAAAGAAGGUUCAGCCGGUCCACUUGUCGCUCUACAUGCCUGGACCACAACGAAUCCACCUGCCCAGGCGUAGCAUGCCGCUGGAUGAGGCACACAUUCAGCAAGGACACAUGCCUCGCACGUGAGGCGUCGGAUGCAUGUUGGAAGUACCAUGAUGACAAGAGAAGUUGUGUAAACAGGGAUUGCGAUUGGAUAUCGACUGGCUACGUUGACAUCUCAUACAGCUACUGCGUGCCAAAAUGUUUUCGCUACAGCGCAGCAAGCUGUCCUGAUCCGGAGUGUCAGCUGAAAGAGGGUCAUUGUCACCCCAAGCACUUGCCAAACGAGAUCCUGUGCCCCGACCUUACUCCAAAGCAGUGCGAGUACCUACUUCCUGGACAAUGUACCUUGCUUGAUCUUCCAAAACGCCGUUUUCAAAAGCUGCUUGGGGGAGUCUUCGGGCUUCGAGGUCACCAGGUCUGCGAAGCUCAUGAAACCAUUGAGUACCAACACAAGUUCCAGAAGCUUGUCAACAAGUCGGAGAAAGGUGCAAUGCCAGAUCUUCUCCCAACUUGCAGGAAGCACCAGACCCAAGAAAGUUGUGAGAAAGAAGAGCUGUGCGAAUGGAGGGUUUUCCAUUGGGAUAAGCGGAAGCAGGGCCAAGCUCGAUGCACAGUUCGAUGGCAAAGCGACGCUUUCAUACAGACCAUGGCCGUCGCAGAAGCCGGCCGCCUAGGCAAGCUCAAGGCGUAUGGUGUUGGUGGGCUGCUGACUUUGCUCCCGAGCUUCGCGGUCGGAGCAGGGUUCGGGGCAACGAUGGUAAGUCUUUUCAUGAUGUUCGUGAAGAUUGCCAGUCUCUUCGGCUUGGCGCUCGGACCAGGAAACGUGCUCUUUGCGGUGUGUGUGGUUCUCGGGGUGUUAUGGACCCUCGGCAUACUUACAGUUGGAGUGGGCCUGCCAGUGGGUAUUGCGCACUCAUGGGGCAUCGAGGCGUUUGAAGUUGCAAGCGAGGCCACCACCACGUGGAAGAAGGUGAAGGUGGCCUCCGGCAACUUUUGUCAAGAGCUCUUCGCCGGGUUAAGUCCUUUGGAACCAAACUCGGUACGAACUGUCUCAGGCAGAUUGGUUAAUGCCGAAGGCGAUUGCGCAGAGAAGCUCUCCGGCAAUGGUUCAAGGGUUUACUCUGCAGGGCCUGAACACAGCAGGCCUCGGUGGAUGAAGGCCACGGACAACCUGUGCAAGGACUUAUGCAUUGAUCUGGUCGACACGAUCCAUCACAACAUGGCAAACAUCAUGAUUGCGGGUGGCACGAGAAAGCUGCUGCAGGCCUGUGCGGCUAUGGCCAUCCAGCCCGUGGAGUCUCACAUCCUGGGCUGUUGUGCCGCAUCAUGUGGCUGGAAUGCAACGACUCAAUUCUGUGAGAAUUGGUUCUUCAUGCGCUCGGAGGAUAGGGCGGUGUGGAUGGACGAAUGUUGCAGCGAGAUACAGAUUGUGAAUGGCUCAAAGCGACAGGUGAUGUGCGACAGCUUGGCCACUCGCGAGGAGCAGGCCAAGAUGAGGAGCACAGAUGAGCCAGAACGAGUUCCGGAUCAGAAGUUCCUUUUCGGCUACAGCCCUGCAGAGGACGACAGCAACAUCACUGGGUUUGUUGGGAAGUUGCGCUCUGGGGUCAUGCGACUUUUGAAAAAGUGGAAAUGGCUGAUCGGUGCGAAGCACAACCAGACCGCAUCUGCCCAGGAAAUGAUUUCCGGUGACUUGCCGGAUGAGCUUGCUCCGGCUUCCAGUAUUCAACUGGAGGAGGAGCAGGGCAAUGACGUCCACGGUGUGGACCAUCAUUCGGAAGACGUAACAGCCACGUGCCAAGAAAAAUUGAUGCAGAAGAAGCAGUGCGAGCAGCUGACCACACAAGCUCAAAGGGCCUGCAAAGUAAGAUCCGGCUGGACCCCCACGAGCCCUCCCAAGAAUCCUUUGUGCAAGCGCGAGUCCACGGAAGUGGUUGAUGCAAGCCAGUGCCUCAGCUGGAGUGCAAAGGUGGACCAGGCGGUGAGGGCGAACUUCGAGGUGAAGUCUUUCUCAGCGAAAGCGGGCUACAACCUCAUGUGUUAUGCGUACACAGCGGAAACUUUUCUUAAGUGCCAUACAUACGAUUGGGAUAGCAUUCCCGCAUCCAACCUCCAAGUUGCAGACGGGGUCAAGCACUUUGCCUUCACUUUUGACCUGCAAAAUCUGCGCAAACUGCUGUAG